Aspergillus uvarum CBS 121591 is the source of this 714-nucleotide messenger RNA. RefSeq lists its product as uncharacterized. The record is from RefSeq and is a predicted model, not a curated record. The coding region runs from base 1 to 714 and encodes 237 amino acids. NCBI's taxonomy places the organism in Eukaryota, Fungi, Ascomycota, Eurotiomycetes, Eurotiales, Aspergillaceae. The transcript has 2 exons.
AUGGGAAUCUUCUGGUCGCUAGGAAGUCUGACUCCCACAGGAUUGAUGCCAAAGGCAUCAAGCACACUGCUGCGAGACGAGUCGACGACUGGACCGAACUUUUUCUCAGGAGCGGUAGCGGUUGUCUUCGUGGAUAAUUCGGAGACAGUUGUAUCGCGGGACUCAUGGGAGCACAUGUGCUCCUUUCUGGAGGAUCCCAUCGACAGCCCCCCUCCAAUCUACACCGCUACCUUCGCCUCUUCCGUGGUCAAAUUGACAUUGGAAUUUGCUGCGCUCACGGAGGCAGGCGAGGUAAUCCCGUGGGGCGACGAGCUUCCGGAACAGCCAUCCGCUCCCCCUGACGAUGACGAAGAAGUUGAGCAAGCUGAAUUUCAGGCCCAUAUCUUGAAUCAGCCGGUCACUGGGUGGCCUGCUAGACUCCUGAGACAGCUAGACUAUAAGCCUCACAAACUGCCUCUUCCGCCCAUCAAAGACCUCUCUACGGACGGCGCCUAUACAACUGCAAUUACCUAUAAUGGCGACUUUUUUGUGAUGGUUCUGCGGAUUCAGCAUGCAGCUGCGGGUGGCCGGCAUGUUAUAGCUGUCACCACUGGUGGAUCUUUGUGGUCGGCUGGUGAUGGGCUCUAUGGCCAACUGGGCAUUGGACUCAGACAGUUUGGGUUGUGUACCCCUGAUGGCGUGGUUGACAUGGAGGCCAAUGCGAUCGAGGAGUAA